Messenger RNA from Adineta steineri, 945 nucleotides. The record is from the annotation of a GenBank genome assembly. NCBI's taxonomy places the organism in Eukaryota, Metazoa, Rotifera, Eurotatoria, Adinetida, Adinetidae.
AUGAGUAAUUCUUUUCGACUUUCAUUACUAUUCGUAUACAUUAUCUUUAAUAAUAUUAAUGACAUACGAAUAAUUCCACAAGGCUAUCUAUUAGGAGCAACAUUUGAACUUGGAACAACAUCAAACAAAGUAUAUAAAAUUGAUCCAAUAACUGGGGUGUUUACGCUAUUCACUAGCUUGGAUGGUUAUAACCCUGAUGAUGCUACGUAUGAUCUUAUUAAUAAAAUAUUCUACAUUUUUGUUAGUGGAUCAGCGGUAAGACGAGAAUCAUCGAUGUCAUUGAUUUUAGUUAAUCCAUUCAAUGGUACAAAACAAUACCGAGAUAUUAUCACAGAAGACGAUGCUGAAUUAUAUGGUUUACGUGUAGAUAGUAGUACAGGUAAAUUAUAUUCAUUACAAAUGUCAAGUGCAGGAGAAGAUCCUGUAAGUAUUGUCCAGAUAGAUCCGUUUAAUUUUAUAGCUACACGAUGGGUAAAUAUUACCGAAGUCAGUGGUAUAUCACCUGAUUCGAUGGCAAUCUUUUAUAAUGCAACAAAUCAUCAAUAUUUUGUAACGGUAGUAUCUGGUGAUAACGAAACUCUUGUUGGUAUUGAUUUAAUAAAACAAAAAAUAAUAAGUCGUAUUUCAAAUUCUGAUUUACCAUCAUUUUUAUGUUAUGAUAAUAAAACAGAUGCUUUUUAUGGUAUGCAACGUUUUACAGGCAAACGUGGCUGUCGUUUGAUACGUUUAAAUCCGUAUAAUGGUACAUUAGACAUCUUAUCAGAUGAUUUUAAUGAUUAUGAACCAUCGACUGGAAAUUGUUAUGAAGGAUAUUAUUUUACAAUGAUUAUUCUUAAUUCAGAAACACAACAAAUACUAACAUUUGAUUUAAAUAAUAAUGGAAAAUUAAUAUCGAAUAAACCCGGAGAAGAAUAUUUAUCUUCAUUAGCGUUUAUUCCAAUCUAG